UUUUGGUUAUAACCAAAAAAUAUUUUUGUGGGUGACGUUUGGUCAUAGAAAUCUUUUGAGAUUAUUCGUCGUGAAACGACUCGAUUCUUACUUAAUGUUUGUAUGUUUCACGUAUUACGUUGAAAAAGUACUGGUAAAAUGGAAACUAUAUUUCACGAAAAGCAAGAAGGAUAUUUAUGCGCGCAACAUUGUUUAAACGCUCUUUUGCAAGGUCCGUACUUUAAUGCAGUGGAUCUUGCUAAUUUUGGUCAACAAAUGGACGAAGAAGAAAGAAUAAGAAUGGCUGAAUCUGGUAUUGAUAGCGAGGAUUAUAAACUUUUCUUAGAGCAACCAUCGGGAAAUAUGGAUGACAGCGGAUACUUCUCUGUUCAAGUUAUUAGCAGUGCAUUAACGGUUUGGGGAUUAGAAUUAGUCCCGUAUAACAGUACAGAAUCUGCGGCAUUAGUAGCACAAAAAGAUCCUUCACAGAUGAAAGCAUACAUUUGUAAUUACAAAGGCCAUUGGUUUACAAUAAGAAAAAUUGGAAAACAAUGGUUUAAUUUAAAUUCAAUGCUAAAUGGACCACAGCUUAUAUCUGACACUUACCUUGCAAUGUAUUUAGCUCAAUUGAUGCAAGAAGGUUAUUCUAUUUUUAUUGUUAUUGGUACACUUCCUCAAUGUCCUGCAGAAGAUGUUCUUAUGAGAAAUCCGGUAGUGGCUGUACCAAAAGGAAACUCGAAAACUGCUUUGAGAACAGAAACAAAGGGUUAUCGCCUGGGUACUAAAGAAGAAGAUCAACUCUUGAAAGCUGCCCUUGCUCUAGGAGAAGUUAAAGUACCAAUUGUUUCUGACUCGACGAGCACAGAUGUUCCUACUGAUUUAACUAAUAAUACGAUGCCAACUACGUGUACCACAGCAUCGUCGUCUAAACAAGAAGUAGCACACAAGCCACGAGAAAGGAUAAUUCCUAUAAGAAUCGAAGGAAAGGACGAAGAAGACGAUGAAAAGGCAGAAUUACAAAGGGCAGUUCAAUUAAGUUUAGAAAGUAAAAAUAACGAUAUUGACGAGUCUCUUAAAUUGAGAUUAGACCUUCGUAAUGAUAACAAAACAGCUCCUAUAACAAAUGUAACCGAGGAUGCAGACGAGGAUGACGAUUUAAGAAGAGCUCUACAACUGAGUUUAGAAUGUGUCACUGCUCCGCCAACGCCAGAUCCCGAGGAUUUACGUUGGCGUCGAUUAAAUCAUUUUGGUAUAUAUUCGAGGGCAUCAAAUACAGAAACAUCCCAAAAACUGAAUACUUAAUAAUACGUGCAAGAAUUUUUUAAAUAUUACUAUUAUUAUUAUUAUUAUUAUUAAAGCAAAUUUUAUUUGUAAAUUAUAAAUAACUAGUUACUUUGUAUACUAUUGAUAAAGAUCUGAGAAAUAAAUGUUUAAAUAAAGGACCUGUAUAUGUUAAAAUUGCUGCUUU
Messenger RNA from Hylaeus volcanicus, 1447 nucleotides. Its product is annotated as ataxin-3-like. Gene Ontology annotation, biological process: protein deubiquitination. NCBI's taxonomy places the organism in Eukaryota, Metazoa, Arthropoda, Insecta, Hymenoptera, Colletidae. Gene Ontology annotation, molecular function: cysteine-type deubiquitinase activity. The coding region runs from base 139 to 1281 and encodes 380 amino acids. The record is from RefSeq and is a predicted model, not a curated record. Gene Ontology annotation, cellular component: nucleus. The transcript has 5 exons.